AAGGAUCAUGUGACGCGUGGUGCUGUCUGCGCGUCGUAUCGGUGUGGAGCUCCUCAAUCGGGCUGAAGCUUCUGGUUCGGCUGCGUACGGUAUUAGCGGCAUAUUCAAAGGGCCGACUGGUGCCGGGUGGAAGCAUACCGAGCAAGGCAGUUCGUGUGGUCUUUCAGACAUGGCCACUUUCGGGCGUUCUUCAAGAUGGGCUGGGUUAGAGAACCUGACAGCUGCUAAGAAGCCCGCCCCAGCCAGCCAGAAGGCAGCCACUGCUGGCCAGAAGCCAGUGAAACAGUCCUCGCAGCGACCACCACUGCGCCAGCCCAACAGACUGCCAGCUCCAAAGGGUACGUGCCGUCUCCAACAGAGCACGGCCAGCAAGCCGGAGGAUGUGGCCGCCCUGUCCCAGAGCCUGCAGAAGGCUGCCAUCAAUGCAGAGCAUAAGCCAGACGCUGAGGGACAGGCAUUCUCAGCCUCUUUGCUGCCACCUGGUGUGCCCGACAUAGAUGCGGGUGACCUUGAGGAGCCCCAAAUGUGUGCCCAGUAUGCACAGGAGAUCUUCGACUACAUGGCAUACCUUGAGAAAAAGUGGCCCGUAAGGACCAAGUUCCUCCAGAUGCAGCCGGCGGUGACCCCCGAGAUGAGGGCCAUCCUCAUCAACUGGAUGAUGAUGGUGCACCAGCGCUUCCAGCUGCUCCAGGAAACGCUGUUCCUUGCAGUCUCGCUCACCGACAGAUUCCUGCAGGAGCAGAGUGUGAGCCGUUCCAAGCUCCAGCUGCUGGGUGUUUCGGCCAUCUUUGUUGCUGGCAAGUUUGAGGAGAUGAUGCCACCCACACUUGGAGACAUGAUCUAUGUCACCGAUGGUGCGUACCAGAGCAAGGAAGUGCUGCGCAUGGAGCAGCAGAUUCUUCGCACGCUCAACUGGUCCCUGGGGCGACCCUCGCCCCUGCACUUCCUGCGCCGAAACUCCAAGGCAGCACAGGCUGACAUUGUGGAGCACAACCUGGCCAAGUUUGUGCUGGAACUGUGCCUGCUGGACUACCCCAUGGCAUGGGUGCUACCCUCGGAGCAGGCUGCUGCGGCCCUCUGCCUCUCCCUGCGAUUGUUCGACCGGGAGGGCCAGCACAGGUGGGGUGCCCUGAUGUCGUACUACGGGCGCUACACUGAGGAAGCUCUGCAACCCACCAUCAAGCGCAUGGCGGGACUUCUCCUCGAUGCACCAGAAAGCACCCACAAGGCGCCGUACGAGAAGUACAAGCACAGCCGGCUGGAACGUGUGAGCACAGUGAUAGUGUCCCAUGCUGCCAAGCUCCGGGUGAUGGCCGGCCGGCCCUGAGGAAAUGCAGAAGAUUUUAGUGGGAACAUGCUUCUACAGUGAAUACAUUUUUUUUUCUACAGCUUUGCAUGGAUGUCACCUGUGCAGGAAUUGGCAAAGCCCGUGAAAUGACACUGUGCCACUGCCUGCUAGCACUAUCACGUGGGACUUUCUGCCAUUGAUUGUACAUCUUGCACACUUUAUUUUUUUCGCCUGACUGCAUCAAAAAUAUGAACAUUGAAAAUAAAGUCAAGUGCAGCUGAU
Molecule: messenger RNA, 1570 nt
Organism: Dermacentor albipictus
Lineage: Eukaryota; Metazoa; Arthropoda; Arachnida; Ixodida; Ixodidae
Gene: CycB
Product: Cyclin B
Biological process (GO): regulation of cyclin-dependent protein serine/threonine kinase activity; mitotic cell cycle phase transition
Cellular component (GO): cytoplasm; nucleus; cyclin-dependent protein kinase holoenzyme complex
Molecular function (GO): cyclin-dependent protein serine/threonine kinase regulator activity
Source: RefSeq, a predicted model, not a curated record